AAAAGCGUCUCUAUAUAAUUUCGAAAAAAAAUAACACCAAAGGAGAGUAAGAUUCAGGAAGAAAAAGAAAAGAAAGAAAGACCAUAAUCGCCAUGGCUGCAACCUCUACGUCGACAAGUUUCUGCAUGUUGGGUUGGGUUGGGGGGAAGAGAGGACCAAGAGCAAGGAGGCCAUUCUCUGUGUCAGCUCAACAACAGAUAGAAGUGUUCCAAGCAGAAAAAAUGAAUGUAGAGAAACAAGAAGAGCCAAAGGAAGUGAAACAACAGGAGCAGCAGCAACAGCCAAAACAACAGGAGCCGCAGGUUAUGGUGAAGAGCAAGAACAUGAGCAGAGAGUAUGGUGGGCAGUGGCUCAGCAGUGUCAGUCGUCAUGUGAGGAUCUACGCUGCCUACAUCGACCCAGAGACCAACGCCUUCGAUCAGACCCAGAUGGAUAAGCUCACCCUUAUCCUUGAUCCAACCGAUGAGUUUGUAUGGACGACUGAGACGUGCAACAACGUCUACGCUUACUUCCAGGAGCUGGUUGAUCACUAUGAGGGUGCUCCAUUGACGGAAUACACACUCCGACUGAUUGGUUCAGACAUAGAGCACUACAUCAGGAAGCUGUUAUACAACGGGGAGAUCAAGUACAACAUGAAUGCUAGAGUUCUAAAUUUCAGCAUGGGAAAACCCCGUGUAUUAUUUAAGGACAAUGAGAACCCAAUUCCAGAUGUACAGUAAGUGAUACAUUUUAGAAGGAAAACGAACAAGCAUGACAGGUUGUGACAUUAUAUCAUUGAUGAUGAUAAAAUUUCACUUUACACCAA
Molecule: messenger RNA, 805 nt
Organism: Nelumbo nucifera (sacred lotus)
Lineage: Eukaryota; Viridiplantae; Streptophyta; Magnoliopsida; Proteales; Nelumbonaceae
Gene: NDHM
Product: subunit NDH-M of NAD(P)H:plastoquinone dehydrogenase complex
Molecular function (GO): oxidoreductase activity, acting on NAD(P)H, quinone or similar compound as acceptor
Source: RefSeq, a predicted model, not a curated record